GGGAGCUGGUGAGGAGAGCGGAGGAUCCGUGUGGACCACAGCUUGCUGCUGCAGCGGCAGAGAGUGGGGACGUACACACUGGCCGGGCCCGGUCCCUUAAACACACACACUCAUACACACACACACACACUGCUCAUCAUUUUCUACAGCAUCAACACACGCUCACUGCGGGGGAGGAGGAACCAGGAGCCGGUUUGCAGCAGACUGUUUGACCCACUUCCUGAAGAUACACAGUAGCUGAGAUUAAAUUCGCUCAGUGUGGAUCCAGACCUCGUCACUCCGUCGACCACCUUGAUUGCGUCGCUGAAUCUGGGCAGAAGGUUUUCAUCAUGAUACACCCAAUCAUGGACAGGAACAGAAAGUGGAUGCCGGGCUUUGGAGCUGUGCUACUGAUACUCUUGAGUCACAAGACGUCAGCGCUAGAAGUGCCUCUUGAUCCUAAAGUACUGGAAGGAUUGCCCCAACCCCCCACUAUAACGCUACAGUCCCCAAAGGAUUACAUCUUUGAUCCGCGGGAGAACAUUGUCAUCCACUGUGAAGCCAAGGGGAAGCCUCAUCCCAGCUUUUCAUGGACGAGAAAUGGGACCCACUUUGAUGUAGAGAAAGACUCAAAAGUCCUGGUAAAGCCUGGUUCAGGAACUCUGGUCAUUGACAUCAGUGGGGAAAAGGCUGAGGCUUAUGAAGGAACGUACCAGUGUACCGCACACAACGAGCACGGCACCGCUGUAUCCAACAACAUUGUCAUCAGACAGUCCAGGUCCCCCUUGUGGUCAAAGGAGAGAAAUGAGCCCAUUGUGGUGCAGAUGGGGGUCUCCCUGGUGCUGCAGUGCAGACCCCCUGCAGGGCUACCCCCUCCUGUCAUCUUUUGGAUGGAUAACAACUUCCAAAGGCUACCGCUGGAUAAACGAGUGUCCCAGGCUCUGAAUGGAGACUUGUACUUUUCUAAUGUUCUCCCAGAAGACAGCAGGCCUGACUACAUCUGCUAUGCUCGCUUCCCUCACACACAAACCAUCCAGCAGAAACAGCCUAUCUCAGUCACCGUGCUGAACAAAAGCCCAAUGGGGGAGCGUCGCCCCGGUUUCAUGACACCUCUGGGUAUCACCAGCACCCAGAUGGUUCUGAGAGGGGAGACUCUGGAGCUGGAAUGCAUUGCUGAUGGCUUACCCACUCCAGAGAUGUCCUGGCAGAAGGAUGGAGGAGAGCUGCCGAGCAGCAGGAUGUCCUUUCAUAACUUCAAGAAAACACUCAAGAUUUCCGAUGUGAAUGAAGCUGAUGCUGGGGACUACCGCUGUACAGCCACAAACAGCCUGGGCACCGCACACCACAUCAUCAAGGUCACUGUCAAAGCGGCUCCUUUUUGGGUCAGCGCUCCCAGGAACCUGAUCCUUGCCCCAAAUGAAACUGGCAUCCUGACUUGUCGAGUCAGUGGAGAACCGAAACCAAAGAUUAGCUGGUUUGUGAAUGGAAUCCCCCUUGAGAAUGCUCCUGUGGACCACAGUCGGAAGGUGGAUGGCGACACCGUGAUUCUUAGCAAUGUGCAAUCAGGGUCCAGUGCUGUCUACCAGUGUAAUGCAUCCAAUGAAUUUGGUUACCUGAUGGCAAACGCUUUUGUCAACGUUCUUGCUGAAGCACCAAGGGUGCUCACUCCACCCAACCGAGUGUACCAGGUCAUCACCAACAAUCCUGCGUUACUUCACUGUGCCUCCUUUGGCUCACCAAUACCAACCAUCACGUGGUUCAAAGACAGUCAGACUAGCAUUAAGAAUGGUGACCCUUUUGUGAUCCAUGAGAAUGGUACAUUAGAGAUCCAUGUGGCCCAGCCACUAAACAGUGGAAAGUACACCUGCAUUGCCACCAACAACCUGGGAAUCAAGGAGAACCAUGUCUACCUGGAGGUUAAAGAGCCCACCCGUAUCCUGAAGCAGCCAGAGUACAAGGUGGUACAGAAAGGAAUGAGCGCUGUGUUUGAGUGUAAAGUCAAACAUGACCCAUCCCUCGUUCCCACCAUGACCUGGCUCAAAGACGACGGAGAGUUGCCUGAUGAUGAGAGGUUUGAUGUAGACACGGACAGUCUGACCAUCAAAGAUGUGACAGAUGGAGAUGAGGGCACCUACACCUGCAUCAUGAACACCACCCUGGACCAGGACUCAGCCAGUGCCAUGCUGACUGUCGUAGAGGCUACUCCUACUCCAGCUAUUGUCCACGAGAAACCUGACCCUCCGACAGACCUGGAACUGACUGACCAGACAGAGAGGAGCGUUCAGCUCACCUGGAUCCCUGGAGACGAACACAACAGUCCCACACAGAAGUUUCUAAUCCAAUACGAGGAUCUGCUUCACCAGCCUGGAGUUUGGAUCAACCUGACAGAGGUUGCUGGUACUAGCACCACAGCACAGUUAAACCUCUCUCCACACGUCUACUACUCCUUCAGAGUUCUGGCUGUAAAUCAUGUUGGCUACAGCCAGCCUAGCCAGCCCUCAAGCCAAUAUAGGACCAACCCUGCAGCUCCUGAUGAAAAUCCGUCAGAUGUUCAGGGAGUAGGAGCAGAGCCUGGCAAUUUGGUUAUCUCCUGGACACCGCUGACAGGAUUUCAGUCCAACGGGCCCAAUCUAGAGUACAAAGUGCAGUGGAGACAGAAGGACGUGGAUAAUGAGUGGUCCUCGGAGACUGUGGCCAACGUUUCUCAGUUUGUUGUGUCUGGAACUCCAACCUAUGUGCCCUACGAGAUCAAGGUUCAAGCUGUGAAUUAUUAUGGCAGCGGUCCAGAGCCUGAAGUUGUGAUUGGAUACUCUGGAGAAGACUUGCCUUUGUCUGCUCCUGAGAGCGUGCAGGUCAUGGUUCACAACAGCACUCUCGCAGAAGUACACUGGGAGCCUGUGUCUUUCCCCUCGGUCAGAGGAAAACUACAGGGAUACAAGGUAUACUACCAUCGCGAGCGCGGCUUACACGAGACAGAAGGGGAGACAGAGCAGCAGGAGCAGGUUUUGACGUUCAGUGGGAAUCGUAGCGAAGGACGUCUGCCAGGCCUCCAGCCUUACAGCCUCUACAACCUCUCCAUCAGGGUCCUUAAUAGCAAAGGAGAAGGGCCUCCGAGCCCCAGCAAGACAUUUGAGACACCUGAGGGAGUCCCAGGGCCUCCUUCCUUUCUGAAUGUCAUAAACCCUAGUUUGGACUCUCUCACUCUGGAAUGGGGCCCACCAAUGAACAACAAUGGACGCCUCGCUGGCUACACACUGAAAUACCAACCUGUCAACAACACCAAUGAGCUGGGACCAGUCAAGGUGAUGACCUUCUUAGCAAAUGAGACCACCACCACCCUGGGCAACCUGAACUCCAGCAUGCUCUACAAGUUUUACUUAAGUGCAAAGACAAUCAAGGGCUCUGGCCCCAUCAUCACAGAGGAGGCCUUGACAGUCAUGGACACAGCUCGUACUCAGCCCACUGUAGAGACGGGCAAAGGCCCCACAGAGCCCCCUCACCCAACCUCCCCCACCACUCAGUCUCCGCAUCCCCCGUUUCACAAGGCGCCACCUGUAGGCCCUGUGUUUGGCAAAGUUAACGCGUCCCUAUCGGAGGACGGUGCAGUGAUCAGUUGGGAUUACUUUGGACACCAUAAGAAUGUAUAUGUGGAAUAUAUUGUAGAAAACAGUAAGGAGGACUGGAAAAAGGAGUUGGUAAAUGGUUCACAUUCGCAUAUGAUAAAAGGUUUAAAGCCGGGGACGUCCUAUAGGGUGCGUGUGGUAGCUAGAGACCCGGCUGACCUGACGGUCCACAGCACAGAUGAAGUGUCGGUGUUGGUGCCAGCUGUACCCAGCCGGCAGGUAGACAUUGCCACCCAGGGGUGGUUUAUUGGACUGAUGUGUGCAAUCGCUCUCCUCAUCUUGGUCCUUCUCAUAGUGUGCUUCAUCAAGAGGAACAAGGGUGGUAAAUAUCCAGUGAAAGAGAAAGAAGAUGCCCACCAAGACCCAGAGAUCCAGCCAAUGAAGGAGGAUGAUGGGACGUUUGGAGAGUACAGUGACACAGAGGACCACAAGCCGCUGAAGGGAAGCCGGACGCCAUCCAAUGGCACUGUGCGCCGGGACGAGAGCGACGACAGCCUGGUGGAUUACGGGGAGGGCGGGGACGGACAGUUCAAUGAGGACGGCUCCUUUAUUGGACAGUAUAGCGGCAAGAAAGAGAAAGACACACACGAAGGCAACGAGAGUUCGGAGGCCCCGUCGCCUGUCAACGCCAUGAACUCAUUUGUCUAAUGACGGCGACAAGGCCGACUGCGAUAGUUGCUAUGGCCACUCGUUGUCACCCUGGCAAAUGUGACCAUAGGGACCGUCUCUGUGGUGACAGUUGCUAAGGUGACAGUCAUUGUGGACGCCUAGUUCGCUGGCCAUCGCCGUGGCUACGUAUCACCAAGACUGCUGACCCGCCCUCAUCUCCACACCCGCCAGCCCCCUGUCUGACCUCCUCUGAUUAACACACACUCAGCAUGGCAAAGGCCGACACCACAUCCCCCAUGAGCAUUAUAAGAAGAUGCGGAACGAGGGAUGUGAGGACUCUGAGAGGAGGGAAGGAGAGAGGAAGCAAUAUAGAAAAGCAGAAGGAAUGUACCAGAAAGAGUUUUUACCACUCAGACUGAGCAGAGGUGUGGCUAAGUGUGUGUGUGUGUGUGUGUGUGUGUGUGUGUGUGUGUUAGUGCUAUUUGAUCUCCUUUGCAAACAUACUAAACAUGAUGUAUCCAAAUUUAUAUUUUAUCAAAGUACAGUACAUGACCCGCAGGCAGGAAAAUAUGCAUUCACUCAUAAACAUCUGCAUGGAGUAAAUCACAAAUCUAUUAAGCAUUUUACCAUUUUUGUGUCAGUUGUUGCAGAGAUGAGCUGUGUGUUGAGACUGUAUAUGGUGCACGCCUACUAGCGAGUGGGUAUGCCUCUUUUAUUGUUUUUUCCACUUAGAAAGUGUUCAGUGGCGUAUGAUAUAUACAUAGAGAGACAAAAUGGCAGCAGUGUCUUUGUGGACCACGCUGUGAAAUGUUUGACUCGAAGUAGAAGCUAGCGUAUGUCCUUUUGAGACAGAUGAACGUUUUGUACAUAUGUAAUAGAAUAAGACGAAAGCUAUAUUUCAAGGUCAGUGAUGUCCAUUUGUUGUCAUUGGAAACCUGGCUGGAAACACUUUGAACUCAAUGUUCGGUCACUUAUUACACCAGCCAGCCAGCCAAAACUCCCACACUUACUCCAAUCUGCUCGUUUGUAGCCUCAUGUUUUCUCAACCUUGUUCUGUGCUUGCGUUUUUUUUUUUU
This is a messenger RNA of Micropterus salmoides (largemouth bass), 5287 nucleotides long. RefSeq names its product neuronal cell adhesion molecule a (gene nrcama). NCBI's taxonomy places the organism in Eukaryota, Metazoa, Chordata, Actinopteri, Centrarchiformes, Centrarchidae. The record is from RefSeq and is a predicted model, not a curated record. Gene Ontology annotation, molecular function: cell-cell adhesion mediator activity. The coding region runs from base 330 to 4250 and encodes 1306 amino acids. The transcript has 32 exons. Gene Ontology annotation, biological process: brain development; cell-cell adhesion.